CUUGGCAGCGAAGGAAGAGGGAGGGGACAUUUUUAAUGGCAGACACAGCCUGCACAAAAUGUAUAAAGUCUGAAAUAUGAAUUAAUUUCAGUCAUUCAUAUAGUAAUAUUUAAAGCUAAUAUAAUAAGUUUCAUUUGCAUGUGACAAUUGGCACAGUUUUCUUCUGUUAAAGAGUUGAAUUUAAUUUCGUUCUGCGGAGUUACGCGCUUGUUUUGUGCGGUUGGCUAACUACUAGCAAGCUAGCUUCUGUAGGCUAGUGCUAGUUAUAGCCUGGCUAUAUCUAAAGACGAGGCCCUGCCGGCUGCUGAAUAAGUGAGAAUAUGUAACGUCCCUCAAUCAGCAUGACAUCUAGAUUUGGUAAAACAUACAGCCGCAAAGGAGGGGAGGCCAACUCCAAAUUUGACGAGGUCUUCUCCAACAAGAAGGCCACCUUGAGCACGAAAUGGGGCGAGACGACCUACAAGGCCCAGUUGGGCUCCAAGAGGCCGGCCCUAAAGCCGGAGGUGGUGGAGUUACCCAAGAGACCCAGGAUCGAGGACGACGACAGUUCCGAGGACCCGUUUGGCUUCGACAGCGACGAGGAAUCCAAGCCUGUCUCCUCCCAUGGCGGUCCGCAGACUAAAACGGAGGUGGCGGAGCCAGCGCCGGCAGCGCCAGGCCAGGGGAGCAGUGGGGGCAACACUGCCUCGGCACACGGCAGUAGGGACUCAAAUGCCACGUCUACAUUCAAGCCAACGACAGGUGAAGGUGUUGCAAAGAACAGCCAGUCCUGGUACAGGGACACCCAUGAUGGUAACCAGAGGCCCCACACGGCUCAGUCCACCCUCUUAAAGACCGUGUCCAUGGAGAGGUCAGAGGACUGGGACUCAGCGGGGAGACAGAUUCCCUCCUCCUCUCCGAGCAUGGACCCAAGCGCCCCGGGACCCAGCGUGGACGCACAGGACGGGCUGUCCUCUGAGAGAGGGAUGGGUGCGGACCAGACGCCCCCGGCAGAGCCGGUGGAGACCAUCGCCCCCUCUCCGUUCCUCCUCCGGCCCUCCAACUGCAAGAAGUACCAGCGGCCCAACCGCUCCAACAAGGGUCCCGACGCCGAGGCCAGCGAAGGCCAGCCGCCAGGCAGUGGGUCGACCACACUGAAGCCCAGCAGCGUGUCCUCGGCCGGCGGCAGCGCCGGCGGUAGCGCCAGCGGCGUGGGGAACGCCAGCGCGGCGACCAAGCCGGCCGGGAGGGGGAGGGGACGGGUACGGGACUUCACGGUGCUCCAUCCCUCCUGCCUGUCCGUGUGCAACGUCACCAUCCAGGACUCGAUGGAGCGCAGCAUGGACGAGCUGUCCACCACCGCGCCCCCCGCUGACCUGGGCGAGGCCGGGCAGAUGAAGAAGAAGACGGAUGCUCCGCCUCUCAAGCCCACACGGUUCCGGCCCACCCAGAGCAAAACCAAAAAGGAGACCAAGCUGGAGUUCUUUGGCUUCGAGGACAAGGAAGGCCAGGAUGGCGAGGAGGGGGCCGACCCGGCAACCGGCGGCAGCAGCAGCUACAAGAUCAAGUACUUUGGCUUCGACGACCUCAGCGAGAGCGACAGCGACGAGGACGAAGAGAGCUCGCAGGCCGCCGAGAAGCGAAAGGCCAAGAAGGCGGCGGCGGCUGCAGCAGCCGCGGCGGCGGCCAUGUCUGCCGACGUCAACAGCCCUGCGCUCAGCGACUCUCAGGACAGCCAGUGCAGCAGCAAUGCAGAUGUUCUGGAGUUCAGCGACGACUCGAGCCCAGGGGGGUCGGAAGGUCAGAAGGGUUGCCCAGGGAAACAGGGGGACAAGUCCAAGGACUUGGGCAGGAAGAUCUUCAGCGGGCCUAAGAAGGUCGGCAAGUCUCCUGCUAAGGCUGUGUACAACGCUCGCCACUGGAACCAGCCUGAGCCUGAGGAGAUGCCCCCCCCUCCUGCACUCUCCCGCGCCCACACCGCCCCGGCCAGUCUGUCAAGCAGCAGUAAAGACACCAACACCAAGAGCCACAAAGACGACGGCCUGUUCAAGGCUCCUCCCCCUCCGCCCAAGGUCACCAAGUCUGUGACCAUCCCCACCCAGCCCUACCAGGACAUCGUCACAGCACUCAAAUGCAGGAAGGAACACAAGGAGCUGUACACGGUGGUGCAGCAUGUCAAGCACUUCAACGAUGUGGUGGAGUUUGGAGAGAACCAGGAGUUCACCGACGACUUUGAGUACCUGGAGACAGGCUUGAAGAGCAGCCAGCCUCUCAACACACGAUGCCUUAGUAUAAUCAGCCUGGCCACCAGGUGUGCCAUGCCCAGCUUCCGGAUGCAUCUGCGGGCCAGAGGGAAGGUGGCUCAGGUCUUCAAGAUGCUCAGCGACUCCCCUCAGCACCCUAACCUGGCCCUGUGCACGGCCUCCCUCAUGUACAUCCUGAGCCGGGACCGUCUGAACAUGGACCUGGACCGGGCCAGCCUGGAGCUCAUGCUGCGCCUGCUGGAGCAGGAACAAGAGCAGGACCUGGCGGCCCAUCACGACCAGCUCACCCCCAAGGAGGUGGCCAAGGUCAAGGAGAAGAUCCGCAAGCUGUGUGAGACGGUCCACAACAAGCACCUCGACCUGGAGAACAUCACGUCGGGUCACCUGGCUAUGGAGACCCUGCUGUCACUGACGUCCAAACGAGCUGGAGACUGGUUCAAAGAGGAGCUGCGUCUGCUGGGAGGCCUGGACCACAUCGUAGACAAAGUGAAAGAAUGCGUGCAGAACUUGAGCCAGGAGGAAGAUAAGGAGAAUCUGGUGGCGUCUUUAUGGGGCGCUGAGAGGUGCCUGAGAGUGCUGGAGAGUGUGACGGUGCAGAACCCAGAGAACCAGAGCUACCUGAUCGCCUACAAGGACUCCCAGCUCAUCAUGUCCUCUACCAGAGGCCUGCAGUACUGCGAGGAGAUGAUCCAGCGCUACAGCCGGGAGGUGAACGUGUCUCUGAGCUCUUCGGGCACAGCUCUGCCCCACUGCAGCUUCAGCAACGUGGGCAAGGCUGUGGAGGACUGCAUGAGGGCUGUGAUCGGAGUGCUACUCAACCUCACCCAUGACAACGAGUGGGGCAGCACCAAGACAGGAGAACAGGACCAGCUCAUUCCUACAGCCCUCAACUGCGUCCUCAGAGUCCCCCGCUACCUGCCGCAAGAGCAGCGCUUCGAUAUCCGAGUCCUGGGCCUGGGGCUGCUGAUUAACCUGGUGGAGUACAGCGCCAGGAACCGCCACAGUCUGGUGGACAUGGACUUCACAGCCCCCAGCUACCCAGAGGACAGCCUGCCCCAGGCACAGGAAGAGAGAGAGCAGCCCCAGGCCUCUCAGGCCCAGGCCUCCCAGGCCCAGGCCUCGCAGCCUGGCGCAGCCCCCAGCGAGCCCACCGCCCCGGGGCCUGAGGAGCAGGUCAAGCCUCCUGGUUCUGGAGCUUUGGCAGCUCUCGUGCAGUUCUUCCUGGAGCGCGAGCGAGCAGCCAUACAGGCCGAGGCGCAGACUGAUGACCUCAUCAGCGAGGCGCCCAAGCCGCAGCACGACCAGAGCGGCCAAUGGCAGGAGACCUCGGGGGAGAUCCAGUGGGUCGCCGCGGAGACCAACGACAGCGAGAACGACAAGGAGAAGGAGAAGAAAGAGGAGGAGGAGGAGGAGCUGGACCUCAACAAAGCUCUGCAGCAUGCUGGGAAACACAUGGAGGACAGCAUUGUAGCCUCGUACACCGCCCUGCUGCUGGGCUGUCUCUGUCAGGGCAGUCAGGUCAACGUGACUACUGUGAGGGAGACUCUGCCCCAGGGAGACUUCUCCAUCAUGACUGAGAUGCUGAAGAAGUUCCUGAACUUUAUGAACCUCACGUGUGCCAUGGGCAGCACAGGGCAGAAGUCCAUCUCCCGGGUCAUAGACUACCUCGAGCACUGCUAGCACACGGGUCCCACAUCCCCUCAGUGCCGGCAACAAGAUCUCUGCAACACCGCCUGGAGCCACCAGGGGGCGCCUGGACCCAUGCUCUCUCCCUCUUUCUCUCUCUCCACUGCAACCUGCUGACGUUCUCUCUCUCUCUCUGAGGGGAUAAAACCAUCAGCGCCUCUCCGAAUCAAAGUCGGUCAACAUACUUUGGGCAUUUGGAAAUCCUAAAACACGGGAAGGUUGAAGGAUCUUCCUCAGGUAGAUCCUUCAAGUCCUGCUGGUCUGGAGAGGAGGUAGAGAGGAAGAGGAAGAGGAGGAGGAGGAAAAACAGCUAGACUGUUCAGCCUGCUGACCUGUCAUGUAUAACAAAGCUUUUGAACUGAAUCAUUUGAACAUUUCCUUCCCUGUGUGAGAGGAGUGUGUUUGACGCAGCCUACAGUGAAAUCAUGCGGUGCAUUAGCAUGGAGGGGCUGGAGGAGGACUGUGUGGGACAUGUUUCAUCACAUCAGGCUGUUUUUCCACGUCUGCCCUCGAAUCACAUUUGAGGAGGGAACAGGAAGUCAUGGUUCUGGCUUCAUCUCCGUUUGUGCCCUUUAUCUGUGGACGGUCCCGUGGAUACACCUGCCUGGUUCACAUCUGCCUGCUUCCCAAAUCAGGUGGAUCUUUUUGCUUUUCCUCAAAGGCAUGUUGUUAAUGCUGCAUUCUCCAACAAAUCAGCAGGUCUGGGUGGAAACCUCUCGCUCCUCUUCUCAGAUGAUGGCUCUAGUGACGGCUGUUAGGAAUGUGUUCAAAGCCUCUACCCUUCCCAGACCUCCACCGCUCCUCUGGAAACGUUAUAAUCCCUUUUUCCUCGAUCUCAUGGUCUACAUGUAAUAAUGCAUUCACAAUAUUGGUAGGGUUGAUCUAUUAUGAAUUAGUUUUGUGUUUUUAUUCUUCUGUUUGGUAGUUCCAAUUGCGGGUUCAUGUAUUUAUUUGACAGUUUCUGAAGUGUAGAGCUGUUUGGACUGAGACAAUGUGAAACGCUCCCCCUGUAUGAAGACCCCUCUGUGUGGAUCUGGUUUUGGCAUGACUCGUUGCUUGAAGUGGUUAGAAAAUCCCCUGUCGCUAUAGAAAGAGGGUGACUGUAUAUUGAAGUGAUUGAAACCCUUGUGUAACUGGUUGAGGUUUGUCAUCAAACUGGCUAAAUGUUCAAGCCUGAAAAGCAGAUGAAUCUUGGUUGAUGUACUCUGGCAGAAUGGCCUGGUCACCCUGCCAUUCAAACACAUUUCUUUCCAGCAUGAUAAGUGCCGGGCCAAUCACAAUCAUUUAUCUGAUAUGGGGGCAGGUUUGACAACGAAGCACGCAACAACAGUACAGAAGUGUGCUGUGAGGCAUUUCUUUUAAAACAACCAAGAUGACGUUCUGUUACUCUGAUUGGAUAGAAUUGGAUGAAUUCAACCAAUCGCGUCCAGAGGCCUUUUGAUUUGCGCCCGUUGAUGAAAUCGAAAAUGACCCGAGAGGUUCCAGACUUGCGCGUAUUUGCUGAUUGGUGUGGCGAUGUCAGGCUAUAAAUCUUUGUAGAAAAUUUGAAAAAUAUUUGUUUGUUUUGUUAAUUGAAUCUUAAGUCUGUUUUGGUAAGUGGGCAUUUGAUGCGAAUGCAUUUGGAUGAUGCAACUGAUAGCUGUAGGACUAACCACUUUUAGCAGUUCUGUCUGCGCUUUAAGUUUGUCUCUGUUGAACACAAACAUAAGCUUUCAUUAAUCACAGUGGUCAAUCUGAGCUAGAACGUAAAGUCAGGUCCUAAUGAGAUACUAUUUGAAUGACAGCCAUACUUAGAGCAAAUUUUUUCAUUUCAUCUGUAUUUUUUAUGCUGCAGUGAAUGUUCCUGUUGAAAAUUGGUUUGCAAAAAGCUUGUCCUGAAUGGAAUUUUAGAAUGUAAAUACAACUGUACAUAGUGGUUAAUGGACGUUAGAAUGCUAGACUACUUUUAUGAAGCUGAUAUUUUAAUUUUAUACAAUAUUUCUGAGUUGUGUCAUUUGAAGUAAAACAAAAAGAUAUAAAAAGACAACAGCAGGAAAAAAGUUUGUACCUGUUUCCAGGACAUUGUCUUUGCUUAACAUGUAAAUAAUUGUAACUCAAAUAAAAAGUUGCUACUUUCAGUACAA
Molecule: messenger RNA, 6052 nt
Organism: Hypomesus transpacificus
Lineage: Eukaryota; Metazoa; Chordata; Actinopteri; Osmeriformes; Osmeridae
Gene: wapla
Product: WAPL cohesin release factor a
Exons: 20
Coding region: 342-3923 (1193 amino acids)
Biological process (GO): regulation of chromosome condensation
Source: RefSeq, a predicted model, not a curated record